AUGAAGAAUCACACAGCAAUAACCACAUUCAUCCUGCUGGGAUUGACAGAUGACCCAAAACUACGAGUCUUGCUCUUUGUAUUUUUGUUUUUCACCUACCUAUUGAGUGUGGCUGGGAACCUCAUCAUUAUCACCCUCACACUCUGGGAUUCCCAUCUUAAAACUCCCAUGUAUUUUUUUCUCCGAAAUUUCUCUUUCUUAGAAAUUUCAUUCACCACUGUCUGUAUCCCCAGAUACCUUUAUGCUAUGAUAUCUGGAGAUAAUACAGUUACUUAUAAUGCUUGUGCCACCCAGAUAUUUUUUGUUGUUCUCCUUGUAGCAACAGAAUUUUUUCUCCUUGCCGCCAUGUCCUAUGACCGCUAUGUGGCCAUCUGUAAGCCUCUGCAUUACAUGACCAUCGUGAACAGCAGAGUCUGCACUACACUUGUUCUCUGCUGUUGGAUUGCAGGCCUGUUAAUCAUCCUCCCAGCCCUUGGCUUGGGCCUCCAGCUGGAAUUCUGUGACUCGAAUGUGAUUGAUCAUUUCGUCUGUGACACAUCUCCUAUUUUAAAGAUAACCUGCUCAGACACAGCGUUAAUAGAGCGAAUUGCCUUGAGUUUUGCUGCGCUGACGCUCACUGUGACCUUGGUGUGUGUUGUCCUCUCCUACGCUUACAUCAUCAAGACCAUUCUCAGAUUCCCUUCUGCCCAGCAAAGGAAGAAAGCCUUUUCCACGUGCUCCUCCCACAUGCUUGUGGUUUCCAUCAGUUAUGGCAGCUGCAUCUUCAUCUACAUCAAGCCCUCGGCAAAGGAAGGAGUAGCUAUUAAUAAAGUGGUGUCUGUGCUCACUACAUCCGUUGCCCCUUUGCUUAAUCCAUUCAUUUAUACACUUCGAAACAAACAAGUGAAAAAUGCCUUCAAAGACACAGUAAAGCAGAUUGUAUUUCUCACAAAGAAGUAA
Manis pentadactyla (Chinese pangolin) is the source of this 939-nucleotide messenger RNA. RefSeq names its product olfactory receptor 6C2-like. Gene Ontology annotation, biological process: G protein-coupled receptor signaling pathway. The transcript has a single exon. NCBI's taxonomy places the organism in Eukaryota, Metazoa, Chordata, Mammalia, Pholidota, Manidae. Gene Ontology annotation, cellular component: membrane. Gene Ontology annotation, molecular function: G protein-coupled receptor activity; olfactory receptor activity. The record is from RefSeq and is a predicted model, not a curated record. Bases 1 to 939 code for a protein of 312 amino acids.